GCCGAAUGCUUCAGCGCGGUGGCCGCAGGCCAGGCCCGAGUCUCCCCUCGGUCGCCUGGGGGUUCGCGGUUCUGCACCCAGAGAUGCUUCAGUUCUGGAGUCACCCAAGGGUGGCAGGUGGGGAAAGGGCCGAACUUGGCGGAGGGCUGGUAACCCAUACUCCGUAAUUUACGCCCCUGGAAGCCACACCCCUACCGCGCUCCUAUUGGGCAGCUCACUUCUGGGGCGGGGCGCACCUCGUGGCUCCUUAUAAAGGGCGGCGCUGGUCCGGCUCCAGGGACCUUUGGGUGCUUCCCGCCUGUCCGCGCUGUCUGCUCACGGUUGAGGCCCGUUGCCCCAACACCUGCGUCGCGGGGUCGCUGUCGCGGGCGCGAUGCUGUUCGACAAAGUGAAGGCGUUCUCCGUGCAGUUGGACGGCGCGAGCUCGGGGGCCGAGCCGGUGUUCCGCGGCGGCCAGGCGGUGGCCGGCCGGGUGCUGCUGGAGCUGGCCGGCACCGUGCGCCUGGGCGCCCUGUCCCUGCGUGCGCGGGGCCGGGCCCACGUGCACUGGACCGAGUCCCGCAGCUCGGGGUCCAGCACCGCAUACACGCAGAGCUACAGAGAGCGCGUCGACGUCGUAAGCCACCGCGCCACGCUGCUCGCUCCAGGCUCCGGGGAGGUCAUCAAGCUGCCGGCGGGACACCACCAGUUCCCCUUCAGCUUCCAGCUGCCUCCGACCCUGGUCACAUCUUUCGAGGGCAAACACGGGAGUGUCCGCUACACCAUCAAGGCUGUCCUGCACCGGCCCUGGGUCCCUGCCCGUCGGGCCCAGAAGGUCUUCACUGUAAUUGAACCCCUCAACAUCAACACCCCCGCCCUGCUGGCCCCACAGGCAGGAGCCCGGGAGAAGGAGGCGCGAUCCUGGUGCAGCCGCCGGGGCGUUGUGUCUCUGUCAGCCAAGAUCCACCGCAAGGGCUACGCACCAGGCGAGGUCAUCCUGGUGUUUGCAGAGAUUGACAACAGCUCCACGAGGCCUGUCCGGCCGCGCGCAGCCGUGGUACAGACUCAGACCUUCAUGGCCCGUGGCGCCCAUAAACAGAAGCAUCUGGUGGUGGCCAGCCUGGUGGGCGAGCCUGUGGGCCCGGGGCGGCGGGCGCUGUGGCACGGCCGCGCGCUGCGCAUCCCCCCGGUGGGCCCCUCCAUCCUGGGCUGCCGCGUGCUCCACGUGGAUUACACGCUCAAGGUGUGCGUGGACAUCCCAGGGACGUCCAAGCUGCUCCUGGAGCUGCCCCUGGUCAUCGGGACCAUCCCCCUGCACCCCUUUGGCUCGUGCUCAGCUGGCCUGGAUGGCCAUACCGGCCUCCUGCUGCUGAGGCACCUGCUGCAACAGCUGGAAGCUCCCCCCGACUACUGGGACGUGGUAGCAGAGGGAGAGGCAGAGGCUGCCAGGGGAAGGCUCACUCUGGGAGCCCGGGAGCCUCCCUUUCUGGCCUGUGUCCCCGAGUUCUGCUACUGUCCGCCACCCCUGUAUGCUGAGGAGGAUCCUUACCCAUCCCCCCGGGCCAUGGGGCUGCGCAUGGUGACCUGCUGAGGGAUGUACGCUGAGGCCCAAGGUCACAGACAUGCACCUGGUCUCCGUGGACGCCACAGCCUCACGGGCACCCAGACUGUGGGGGAAACCAAGUCUCGGGCUGAGCCAGGGCCGCCUCCACCUGACAGCAGCAUAGGAGGGCAUUUAUCUGCCACGGCCGUGCUCAGGGCAUGUGAGCCCGUGGACGAGUAGGAGGAGCCAGGGACCUGAAGCAGGAUCGGAGGCAGCUUCCUGGAGGAGGGGGCAUGUUAGUUCCAGUUCUUGUGAUAAGUGGUGCCAGGGUUCGAACCCAAGGCCGCUCACAUGCCAGGCAUGAGCCGGGCUGCCAGCUCACAUCUCUUGGCUCUGAAGGGGCAUUUCUGCUGAGGCUUUGAUGUAUGGACACAAGCUCAGCGGGCAGGCCAGGUGGGAGGAGCCCCAGGAGGGGGGAGCACCAUCACGGCUGUCAGGUGGCUUGGGGGGGGCCCCAGACUGGAGCCCAGCACCUGGAGGCGAGGUCCCAGGGGCCGCUGAGGUCAGAGCCAGCCUGUGCCCUGGCUGCCUGGGGGAAGCCACAGUACAGGGUGAGCACCCUGGGAGGGGGUGUGGGACCCAGCACCCCUGCACCUCAGUGCUUCUCUUUGGAGCGACUUUACACUUGUUGUGAUUUUAGUUUUGGUGUUUUGGUUUAGAGCCACACCCCGCAGUGCUCAGGAGUCACUCCCAAUGGUGCUCAGGGUAACCUAUGGGAUGCCAGGGCCAGCCUCCUGCUGUCCCGGGCUCCUGUCCUGUGCAACUUUUUAA
This is a messenger RNA of Sorex araneus (European shrew), 2353 nucleotides long. RefSeq names its product arrestin domain containing 2 (gene ARRDC2). Gene Ontology annotation, biological process: protein transport. The record is from RefSeq and is a predicted model, not a curated record. Lineage: Eukaryota; Metazoa; Chordata; Mammalia; Eulipotyphla; Soricidae. The transcript has 8 exons. Bases 374 to 1570 code for a protein of 398 amino acids. Gene Ontology annotation, cellular component: cytoplasm; plasma membrane.